Spodoptera littoralis (African cotton leafworm) is the source of this 183-nucleotide messenger RNA. Lineage: Eukaryota; Metazoa; Arthropoda; Insecta; Lepidoptera; Noctuidae. The record is from the annotation of a GenBank genome assembly.
AUGAAAUUGUUUGCGUCAUUCGUGGCAAUGCUAGCAGUUCUGGCGCUGUUUAUCAGUGUUAUUGAAGCCAAUCCUAAAGUGAAGGCGGGAUCAGUUGCUAAGAAUGGUCUUCGUGCUGUCAAUGCGGCUGGAAACGUGCACGAUGCUUAUAAGGCUUUGAAGAACAGGAAAAAUCAGGGCUAG